Messenger RNA from Diceros bicornis minor, 3253 nucleotides. RefSeq names its product adhesion G protein-coupled receptor D2 (gene ADGRD2). Gene Ontology annotation, biological process: adenylate cyclase-activating G protein-coupled receptor signaling pathway; cell surface receptor signaling pathway. Gene Ontology annotation, cellular component: membrane. Gene Ontology annotation, molecular function: G protein-coupled receptor activity. Lineage: Eukaryota; Metazoa; Chordata; Mammalia; Perissodactyla; Rhinocerotidae. The record is from RefSeq and is a predicted model, not a curated record.
CAUCAUGAGGUCACUGCAAAGGUUAUCCCCUGGCACAGACAUAGAAUAAAGGCAUCCACUAGGCGCUGUCCCUUUCACAUUCACUCAUCAGGUUCCUUAUUCCUCGCACGGGGGAAACAGGCUCAGGAGAGUGAAGUGGCCCACCAGGAUCACACUCUGGGUGGGACUCGAACCCAGGUCUGACUGCAGAGCCUGCAGCUUCCACUGCACUCCCCAGGAGCACACAGUAGGCAUUCAAUAAAUGCACACAUGGGGGUGGGGACCUGACCCAGCCCCCACCUGUCUUCUCUCUCAGAUAGGGAGUCUCUCUGGGACCCCUGCCAACUCCCGGGGUGAAUCAAGGAGCCCUUGGGUCACAGCUCCGCUGGCCCCGGGAGAGGUGGUGGAGACUGCAGACGCGGUGUGCAGGUUCCCAGGGCGGCGGCUGAGCUGGUGGCAGGCCCAAGAGUCCUGUGAGCAGCGGUUUGGCCACCUGGCACUGGGGCCCCCGGAUGGGGUCCUUGCUCCACGGCUGCCCCACCCCAUCUGGGUGGGCCAAAGAGAAGCCCCUCUGCGAAGACCCCCGCACAGGCGUUGGCGCACUACGGCGGCGCUGAUGUUCGGCGAGCCGAGCGCGGAGCGCGCGGCGCGGCUGCGGACGCCCCUGCCGGCGCUGGGGGCGCUGACGGCGUGCGCGCACGUGCAGUGGGACGCCGCUUCGCCCGACACGGCCACGCUCUUCUCCCUCGCCGUGCCCGCGCUGGCCAACGCGCUGCAGCUGCGCGCCUUCGCCGAGCCGGGCGGCGCCGUGCACGCGGCGCUCGUGGUGCGCGGUCACCACGCGCCCUUCCUCGCCGCCUUCCCCGCCGACGGCCGCUGGCACCACGUGUGCGCCACGUGGGAGCAGCGGGGGGGGCGCUGGGCGCUGUUCGCCGACGGGCAGCGGCGCGCCGGGGCGCGGGGACUGAGCGCGGGCCACCCGGUGCCACCUGGCGGCAUCCUCGUGCUGGGCCAGGAUCAGGACUCUCUGGGCGGCGGAUUCUCGGCGCGUGACGCCUUCAGCGGCAACCUCACCAACUUCCACCUGUGGGCCCGGGCGCUGAGCCCCGCGCAGCUGCACCGCGCACGGGCCUGCGCGCCGCCCCGCGGCGGCCUGCUCUUCCGCUGGGACCCGAGCGCCCUGGACAUCACGCUCUCGCUGCUGCCGCCCGUGCGGGUGCGCCUUCUCUGUCCGGUGCCUUCAGAGGAGUGCCCUACGUGGGACCCAGGACCCCGCACCGAGGGCUCUUUGCUCUGCCUGCAGCCACGGCCCUUCCUCUGCUGCUACCGGACAGAGACCUAUCGGCGGCUGCAGGACACCCGGUCCUGGCCUGGCCAGGAUGUUAUCGGCCGAGUCAAUGCCUUGGCCAAGGCCAUCGUGCUCCUCACUGACCCCCUCUCUGAAGCCCACGGAGAACUGUCCCCAGCCGAGGCCUCCAGCUUCCUGGGUAUCGUGGAGAGAGUCCUGGCAGAGGAGGCGGCUCCGCCCGGGCCGGCUGCACUGCUGGCAGUUGUGCACUUUCUGAAGAGGGUGACGGCCCUUGGGGCUGGGGAGCCUGAGCCUUUGACGGGGCCCUGGGAGCAGCUGGGACGAGGCGUCAUGUCUGUGGCCAGCCUGGUCCUGGAGGAGCAGCUGGCAAGGGCGUGGCUGGCUGUCAGUGAGGUGGUUGGUGGACCCAUGGCCCUGGUGGUGAGUGUGCAGCGCCUGGCUCCUCUGCUGAGCGCCAUGCUGACCUCCGAGCGGCCCCAGAUGCACAUCCAGUACCGCCAUGCCGGCCUGGAGGUGCGGAGCCUACGCUUGAGGGGGGCCAGCUCAGAGGGCUUCGUGUUCACGAUGCCCGGUGGGCGUCCAGACGGGCCCGGCCACAUCCACAUCCCUGCGGGUGAAGUGAGGCGGCUCCUAGGAAAAGGCCUCUCUGGAGUCACCGUGAUCCACAGCUGGUUCAGCUCCAGUGUCUUCCAGCACGCCCUGGGGGGGCCUGGCCUAGAGCCCCAGCCCCAUGACAGCUCGGAAGAGGCAAGCAGGAUGCAGAGGUUCCUAAGCACCCAGGUGGGAUCAGCCAUCAUAUCCUCUGAGGUAUGGGAUGAAACUGGGGAGGUAAACACGGCCGUGACCUUUCACCUGCAACACCAGGCCCAGAGUCCCCUUCUUUGCCCCACCCACCCCAGCCCAGACUCAGGGGGCUCCUGGGCCACUGCUGGCUGCUCCGUGGCCGCCCUGUACCAGGACUCUACCGCCUGCUUCUGCAACCACAGCACCAACUUUGCCGUCCUGUUGCAGGUGUAUGACGUCCAGAGAGGCCCCGAGGAGGAGUCACUGCUGAGGACGCUCUCCUUCGUGGGCUGUGGUGUGUCCUUCUGCGCCCUCGCCACCACCUUCUUGCUCUUCCUGGCAGCCAGGGUCCCCAAGUCGGAGCGAGCCACAGUCCACAAGAACCUCACGUUCUCCCUGGCCUCCGCCGAGGGCUUCCUCAUGGCCAGUGAGUGGGCAAAGGACAACAAGGUGGCAUGUGUGGCCGUCACGGCUGCGAUGCAUCUCCUCUUUUUGGUCGCAUUCUCCUGGAUGUUGGUGGAGGGACUGCUGCUGUGGAGCAAGGUGGUGGCUGUGAGCACGCGCCCCGGCCCCAGGAUGACGCUCUACUACGCCGCCGGCUGGGGCAUGCCUGUGGCCAUCGUGGCCGUCACCCUGGCCAUGUCCCCCCAUGACUACGUGGCCCCUGGGCACUGCUGGCUCAAUGUGCAUACAGACACCAUCUGGGCCUUUGUGGGGCCCGUGCUCUUCGUGCUGACUGCCAACACCUGCAUCCUGGCCCGUGUGGUGAUGGUCACCGUGUCCAGUGCCCGCCGCCGUGCCCGCAUGCUGAGCCCACAGCCCUGCCUGCAGCAGCAGAUCAGGAUCCAGAUAUGGGCCACCGUGAAGCCCGUGCUGGUCCUGCUGCCCGUCCUGGGCCUGACCUGGCUGGUCGGUGUGCUGGUGCCCCUCAGCCCAGCCUGGGCCUACGCUGCCGUGGGCCUCAAUUCCUUCCAGGGGCCGUACAUCUUCCUGGUCUAUGCUGCCUACAAUGGGGAGGUACGGAACGCCCUGCAAAGAAUGACGGAGAAGAAGGCAGCUGAGGGACCCGAAGCCCCAGAAUCCCCACAACCUUCUCCACCAUUGCAGACCCCGAGAGAUCGGCCGUGGAGCUGACAGCGUUCAAGGCUUCAGCGGCAACGCCUCGGUGGGAACAAGAGCGGC